ACCAUCAGCAACUCAGCAUGCCGCCGCCGAGUGAAGCAGGGCCAUCAACGACAAGGCCGACAACGCCUCCGCCAGCCGCAGGGUGAGCUUCAGAGCCCACGCUCAAUGUGCAUCUGGUCGCUCACCACUGUGCCUCGCCCUGCGCAGCUCUCGUCCCGGCCUUCCCCCCACGCCAGACCAUGUACGGGUGAUGCAAGAGAAUAGGCUCAAGGCCAAAGCGCGCAUCCAAGCCCAAGCAGCCGCCCAAUACCCGCAGCACUCGCUCAACUCCAACUCCAAACGACCCCUCGGCCCCCUCCCACUCGAAAGCGCUUCAGGCCCCUCUGCACCACCACGAGCAGCAGCAAAUGCAGCCGCUACGGUCCCCAGCACGUCUCGCAAUGCUGGAAGCUCCGAGACGGGUAUGGCUUCGCGGCCCAAGAUCAAUCCGCGCACAGGGAGACCCAUGCAGCCCGAGCCUGUAGCCUCCACCUCGUCCAAUGGCAAUGCUCCUCUACCGCGCGAUCAGUCUCUGGGAGACUACAUCGAGUUCGACCUCUCCCGUCUGCACAACAGUAAAGGUGGCUUUCUGGUUGACGAGGAUGAUCCCCUCGGAACGGGGGCCCCUUCAACCAAGACGAUCCAGGAGGUCAGGCUGGAGCGAGAGAGGGAGAGAGCCAGGAUACGAGCAGCUAUGGAGCCCGGUAUCAACCUGAGCGAUGAGGACAUGAUCUGUAGAGAAUGUGGAGGGAGGGAGCUACACGAUGACCUCAGACGGACGUUUGGGGUCAAGGUUUGUAGGAAAUGCGAGCGCAAGUUCCCAGAAAAGUACUCGUUGUUGACCAAGACGGAGGUGAAGGAGGUGCGUAGCGGCGUGAUCAGGAGAGACGACGUUGCAUCGCCCGACUGACUGUAUUAUAUCCUUCCGUCCUCUGUGCCGCCAGGACUACCUCCUCACCGACUCCGAGCUACGGGAUAGCGAGCUCCU
Jaminaea rosea is the source of this 967-nucleotide messenger RNA. RefSeq lists its product as hypothetical. Gene Ontology annotation, molecular function: damaged DNA binding. Gene Ontology annotation, biological process: base-excision repair; nucleotide-excision repair involved in interstrand cross-link repair; nucleotide-excision repair, DNA damage recognition. The record is from RefSeq and is a predicted model, not a curated record. The coding region runs from base 191 to 889 and encodes 232 amino acids. NCBI's taxonomy places the organism in Eukaryota, Fungi, Basidiomycota, Exobasidiomycetes, Microstromatales. Gene Ontology annotation, cellular component: nucleotide-excision repair factor 1 complex. The transcript is spliced from 2 exons.